UGAUGAACCAGUUGAGUUGGUCGUUGUUGUUGCUCAUCCUUGAACUUCAUUUUUCCUCUGAUCUUGAAACACUUGAAAGAAUUCCCACUAUUUUCUGGGUAAAAGCUAUUAAUAACUUGAAACUAUGAACGUCGAGUACAGAUCGGAUCCGGACAAGGAUGAGCAUUCCAAUACGGCGCCCGUGAUGCCUCCUUACUCCACCUAUUGCCCGAUGGCAAAUGUUGGGGUCCAGGGACCUCUCCCAGAAUUUGGAGGCGGUUUUAAUCUUAAUACUCCGAUGCCUCCUGCACCAGCAUUUCAAAGUAUCGCAAGCCCUACCAACGGCCGCAAUCCGGCAUUUGUGAACAAUCGACCUAACCACAUCCUCAUGGUGUUCGUUCAUAAUGCCAUCUAUCCAAUUAACACGUCGAUAUUGCAUCGGGUUGUGGGCGGAUCAGCCCGACUCGUACGCGCGAUAAUCCUGAAAAAGAAACUUUUGGACACGGUUGAGGCUAUGAUGGAGUUUGAAUCCAUCUGCGAUGCAUCGCGGAUCAAAGAGCGGUUGGAUGGGGCUGCCAUUUACACUGGGUGUUGCUUGCUGGAAGUUCACUUUGCGUAUGAGAGGGUGUUCAAACUUAGAGUCCCGAAGAAUUGUGAAGACUCCUGGGACUUCACUGUGGAGGAGCCAGCCAGCCAGCGCAUUCGACCGGGAUUUAAACGGAAAUUGGAGGCCAGCGACUACGAGGAAAUAGUGGAUGGUGCCCGGGCCAAGAUUGAUCGGCCAGAGCGAUGCGUUCUUGCCGUGUUUGAGCUGAACAUGGACAUGAUGUCGCCUGAGAGAAUCUUCAACCUUUUCUGCGUGUACGGAGAUGUGCUACGAGUCCGUUUUACCAAAGCAAAAGGUGACAUGGCCUUAGUAGAAAUGAGCUCUGAAGCCCAAGCUAUGAAUGUGAUUGAACAUCUCGACCAUUCUUUCGUGUUCAGACGCGCACUUCGAAUCCGACUUUCUCAUCAACUUCUCGUGUUGGAGCCAUUGAGCUGCGAAAAGGCUAUCAUGGCAAAUGGGUUUCCGUGCUUCCAAGACUUCUCAAAUAGUUCGAAACAUCGUUUCUCCAGCCCUUCAAAGUCCAUGAAGAACAUGAUUGUACCCCCGUCGCGUCUACUUCAUGCGUUCAAUCUUCCUUUGGACUUUGACACGAAUCAAGAUCUCAUUGCCAUUUUUGCCUCCAGACGCGGCGUCCCCGAGCCAAAUAAAGCCAAAAUGAACUUCCCAAAAGAGCGAGCUCACGCCCGCUCAGGGUUUGUCGAGUUCAGAUCCACGGCUGCUGCUGUGGAAGCGCUGAUCCUCUGCAACCAUGCCGUCUUAGGAGAACGAACUUCAAAUAAUAACAAUAACAACAAUGUUCGCGUCUUGAAACUAUGUUUUUCUAUUAAAGAUCGCAUUGUCUAAAGUACGUACAAGAUUCCACACAAAGCUGCACGAGUAAUGCUCAUUAAGAAAUAAAUAAUUUGUUCGUUA
Tigriopus californicus is the source of this 1498-nucleotide messenger RNA. RefSeq names its product heterogeneous nuclear ribonucleoprotein L-like. Gene Ontology annotation, biological process: regulation of RNA splicing. The transcript is spliced from 2 exons. The record is from RefSeq and is a predicted model, not a curated record. Gene Ontology annotation, molecular function: mRNA binding. NCBI's taxonomy places the organism in Eukaryota, Metazoa, Arthropoda, Copepoda, Harpacticoida, Harpacticidae. Bases 125 to 1429 code for a protein of 434 amino acids. Gene Ontology annotation, cellular component: nucleus.